Messenger RNA from Tetrahymena thermophila SB210, 1707 nucleotides. RefSeq names its product cyclic nucleotide-binding domain protein. Gene Ontology annotation, molecular function: small GTPase binding; GTPase activator activity. NCBI's taxonomy places the organism in Eukaryota, Ciliophora, Oligohymenophorea, Hymenostomatida, Tetrahymenidae. Gene Ontology annotation, cellular component: nucleus; cytosol; perinuclear region of cytoplasm. The record is from RefSeq and is a predicted model, not a curated record. The transcript is spliced from 20 exons. Gene Ontology annotation, biological process: activation of GTPase activity; nucleocytoplasmic transport.
AUGUAAUAGAUUAAUUAUUAUAAAAAAUUAGAAGAAUUUUUAAACUCUUCACUCUAAUCUCAUUAGGUUCUCCAUAUUGAUCUGAGUUAGAAUAAAAUUGGUGAUGAAGGUACAUCAGGCUUAGGUUCUGCUUUAGCAAAUUGCACUAAUCUCUCUAAUGUAACACUUCUUCUUAGUUACAAUUCAAUUGGUGAUGAAGGGGCAUCAGACUUAGGCUCUGGUUUAGAAAAUUGCACUAAUCUCUCUAAUUUGACACUUGAUCUUGAUAACAAUAAAAUUGGUGAUAAAGGUUUAUCAGGCUUAGGCUCUGCUUUAGCAAAUUGCACUAAUCUCUCUAAUUUAACACUUCGUCUUAGUUACAAUCUAAUUGGUGAUAAAGGUUUAUAAGGCUUAGGUUCUGCUUUAACAAAUUGCAUUAAUCUCUCUAAUUUAACACUUCUUCUUAGUUCCAAUAAAAUUGGUGAUAAAGGUUCAUCAGGUUUAUGUUCUGCUUUAGUAAAUUGCACUAAUCUCUCUAAUUUGACACUUGAUCUUUUUAACAACAAGAUUGGUGAUAAAGGUUCAUCAAGCUUAGGUUCUGCUUUAGCAAAUUGCACUAAUUUCUCUAAUUUAACACUUCAUCUUGGUUCCAAUUAAAUAAGUGAUAAAGAUGCAUCAGGCUUAGGUUUUGGUUUAGCAAAUUGCACUAAUCUCUCUAAUUUGACACUUGAUCUUUUUAACAAUUAAAUUGGCGAUAAAGGUUCAUCUGGCUUAGGUUCUGGUUUAGCAAAUUGCCCUAAUCUCUCUAAUUUAACACUUCAUCUUGGUAACAAUAAAAUUGGUGAUAAAGGUGUAUCAGGUUUAUGUUCUGCUUUAGCAAAUUGCACUAAUCUCUCAAAUUUGAAACUUGAUCUUCGUUCCAAUUAAAUUGGUGAUAAAUGUGCAUCAGGAGUAGGUUCUGCUUUAGCAAAUUACACUAAUCUCUCUAAUUUGAAACUUUAUUUUCGUUAAAAUUAAAUUGGUGAUAAAGGUUCAUCGAGCUUAGGUUCUGCUUUAUCAAAUUGCACUAAUCUCUCCAAUUUAACACUUGAUCUUCGUUACAAUAAAAUUGGCGAUAAAGGUGCAUCAGGUUUAUGUUCUGGUUUAGCAAAUUGCACUAAUCUGUCAAAUUUAGCACUUGAUCUUAGUUACAAUAAAAUUGGUGCAAUUGGUGCAUCAGGUUUAGGUUCUGCUUUAACUAAUUGCACUAACCUCUCUCAUUUGACACUUGAUCUUCUUAACAAUAAAAUUGGUGAUGAAGGUGCUUCAGGCUUAGGUUUUACUUUAGCAAAUUGCACUAAUCUCUCUAAUUUAGCACUUGAUCUUUUUUAAAAUUAAAUUGGCGAUAAAGGUUUAUCAGGCUUAGGUUCUGCUUUAGCAAAUUGCUCUCAUCUCUCUAAUUUAACACUUCAUCUUAGUUAUAAUUAAAUUGGUGAUUAAGGAGCUUCAGGUUUUGGUUCUGCUUUAACUAAUUGCACUAAUCUCUCAAAUUUGAAACUUGAUCUUAGUUAAAAUUAAAUUGGUGAUAAAGGUUCAUCAGGCUUAGGUACUGCUUUAGCAAAUUGCACUCAUCUCUCUAAUUUAACACUUCAUCUUAGUGGAAAAUUAAUUGAAGGACCAUAAUAAUUGAAACUAUUAAGCAAAUGUCUUAAAUCAAAAAGAUUAGUUGUCUUUACAAUAAAUUUCUGA